AUGAACAAAUGGACACAUUCCGAAAACCUGGUCAACCAUAACACGACACAAGAAGACUGGAACAUCUUGUAUCACCUUGGAGGAAACGGACCUUGGAUUCCCAAGGUAGAUGGUCCGUUUGGAGACGAGCUGAGUGUUCCGGAAGGCUGCAAGAUAGAACAGGUGCAUGUGAUUGCGAGACAUAACGAAAGAUACCCAACCCAUAACACUGGUGCUCACAUGGUGGCUCUUCACAAUCGCCUCCGAACAUUAAACUUUGACCUCCAAGGCGAUCUCUCCUUCUUCAAAAACUGGACUUUCUUCAUGACCGAAGACUACAAAUCAGAAAUCGGAGAACUGAUCCCUACAGGACCAUAUGCCGGUACACUUGGUGCCUUCCGAGCAGGCGUCACUCUUCGAACGCGUUACCCAGAUCUUCGUGCUACCGCUAUCGCUAGCAACCAGACGAAUUUUUGGGCUGCAGACUCUCAUCGUGUGGUCGAGACUGCAAAGCACUUUGCCAGUGGCUUCUGGGGUGUAGAUCGGGAUAGCGACAUCGCCAAGUUGCACAUCAUACCUGAAAUCUCUGGACUAGGCGCCGACACCCUGACGACAGGUAACACUUGUAAGGCUUACCUCGAACCACACAAUCCUGAAGGACGCCACAAAGGCUUGCUCAAGCUCAAGAAAUGGCAAAGUGUAUACAUACCGCCCAUCAUCGACCGCCUAGAACAACAGAAUCCAGGCUUGAAACUGAGCAUCCAAGAAGUCUUCUCUAUGCAAGGACUUUGCGGCUUUGAAUUACUGGCUCGAGGUAGUAGCCCCUGGUGUGAUGUCUUCACACACGACGAGUGGCGGAACUUCGAGUAUGCUAGAGACUUGCUCCACUACUACCGCACCGGGCCUGGAAGCAAGUAUAGCGCAGGCCGUGGCUUUCCUUUCUUGAACGCUACCACCAAUCUUCUAGCUACCGGCGCCUCGAAUGGGUCUCUCUUCUUCAGCUUUGUGCACGAUGGAGAUAUUCUGCCUUUGAUAUCUGCACUGGAUUUGUUCCCAUCAGCUGAAGAUCUGCCCACUGAUCAUAUACCAAAAGACAGGAUAUGGAGAACUUCUUCCAUUGUACCCAUGGGCGGCAGGAUUGAGUUUGAGCGUAUGGUAUGUCCGUACGUGUAUUGUCACUCCAACGCGCCGCUAUAUCCUAAUCACAUCUACUGUGAUCCCCCUCAUCCGGAACCAUAUGUCCGAGUCGUGGUCAAUGAUGGUGUGAUCCCUAUACCGGACUGCGAUGAUGGACCGGGAAAGAGUUGUCCCUUGGAAGCCUUCAAGAGAAAAGUAAUGCUGAGAGGUUGGGAAGUUGGUGAUUUCAGCCGUGUGUGUGGGUUGGAAGAAGGAGCGGCUGAAAAGGUCACUUUUCUGCAUCAAUGA
Aureobasidium namibiae CBS 147.97 is the source of this 1404-nucleotide messenger RNA. Its product is annotated as phosphoglycerate mutase-like protein. Lineage: Eukaryota; Fungi; Ascomycota; Dothideomycetes; Dothideales; Saccotheciaceae. The coding region runs from base 1 to 1404 and encodes 467 amino acids. Gene Ontology annotation, cellular component: fungal-type cell wall. The record is from RefSeq and is a predicted model, not a curated record. Gene Ontology annotation, molecular function: acid phosphatase activity. The transcript is spliced from 3 exons.